Messenger RNA from Closterium sp. Yama58-4, 423 nucleotides. The record is from the annotation of a GenBank genome assembly. NCBI's taxonomy places the organism in Eukaryota, Viridiplantae, Streptophyta, Zygnematophyceae, Desmidiales, Closteriaceae.
AUGGCGAUUAAGGGGUCUCCCGGCAGGUCUCCGAAUAGCAUCGCUGUUGGAUGGGUGCUGCUCGCAGUCUUCCUUUCAAGCGCGGCAUUAGCUGAGUCCAAGACCAUCAUAGUGGGGUAUGGCAUAUUCAGCCCCUGGCGGUACGGAGUCUCUGGAUGGAAGCCCUUCAGGACAGUCCAACCAGGCGACCAGCUCAUGUUCAAGUGGUUGGGGGAGCACGAUGUGUGGCGAUUCCCCACGAAGAUCGCGUACGACAAUUGCGACUUCACCCUCGCGACCCAGCUACACCCCAAGACUGGCAUUUUCGGGGCCCACUAUUUUUACCCUGUGAAGGAUAUCCACAAGGGAACCACCCUCUAUUUUGGGUGUGCAGUGGGGAAUCACUGUGCUCGUAAGAUGAAGGCCAAGGUUGUUGUCUCCUGA